UCUCGAGUUAUGUUUAGUAAAAGAAAGAUGUAUAUUUAUUGAAUGAUGAGUUAAUACGUAAACCCCGUUAGUAUUUUCUGUUGUGCGGGUGAACCAGUGGUUCGACCCAUGAGUUUUCGGGUGGGGUGUUACAACAAGGUCUCCAUUUUAAAUCAGAUAAUAAUUUGGUUUUGAAAGCUUACAGUGAUGCUGAUUGUGCAACAUGUCCAGACACAAGGAAAUCAAUUUCUGGAUACUGUACCUUCUUGGGAGGAUCCUUGGUUACUUGGAGAGCAAAGAAACAGACUACUGUUUCCAGAUCAUUGUCUGAAGCAGAGUACAGAGCGCUAGCUCACCUAGUAUGUGAAAUUCAGUGGCUUCAAAGCUUAUUGAAGGAGUUAGAUGUGAAAUUGCCAACUCCUGUUCAUGUGUUUUGUGAUAACAUGUCUGCAUUCCAAAUAGUAGAGAAUCAUGUGUACCAUGCACGUACUAAACACAUUGAGAUAGAUGUUCAUGUUACAAGGGAAAGAGUGAAAUCAGGUUUGAUCAAACUGAACUAUGUCAGAAGUGAAGAACAAGUUGCAGACUUGUUUACCAAGGCUUUAACUCGUUAUCAUGUUACUUAUUUACUUAGCAAGUUGAGCGUAAUUAACAUAUACGCGCCAACUUGUGGGGGCGUGUUGAAGCAGAAUGGAGGAGCUAUCGAUUGGAACAAGUAGGAAGAGAAGAUGCAGAGAGGGAAAUCCGAGUUGCUGGAACACGAAGACCCUUCUGCAGACAUCCAAAACGGGAGCUGGGCUUGAAGACGAUUCACAGUAUGGGAUACGUUUCGUGACUUCAGCCAAGCCCUCGUGAAGACGUCGUCGUAUCAGUAGUGACCGUUAAAUAAGUGUUGUUAGUUUAUUUUUAGCCUAUCAGUGAUUGCCACGUGUUGUGGUUAACAGUAUACUGGAUUUGAACGUUGUAAACCCCUACUUUACUUUUGAUAUAAAUAUCAGGGUUCCCAGCUGUUUUGCUGCUGUGGAAACCCUUCCCCAUUUCCUCCUUCCUAUAAUUUCUACAAUCUGGCAGGUGGAAUUCAAGAUGCAACCUUCCCAAACUAGGGGAAAAUUCCUAAAUAGAACCUCCAAAGGAUGAGCGAAGAUGAUGAACAUCAGGCUUCUUCCUGUUUUCGUAAUUCUUCCUGUUUCCACAAGUUCAAGACAGAAUGGUGCCGAAGAGAUGGAAUGGAGAGGGAGUGGAUUAAAGCUUCAAUGCUAGGGGACCAAAGAGAUGAAAUGGAGAGGGAAUGGAUCAAAGCUUCAAUGCAAGGGGAUAUUAGGACAAGAGACGAACAAUGCUUCUUAUGGAAAAGUUGCAGCACCUGCGGUGGGCGGCGUCGCGGUGGUGAGGGUUUGGAGACAGAGGCAGAGAAGGAUGGAUAUAUUUCGUUUUCUUUUCGAUUUCGUUUUCUUUUCUUUUUGUAUUAGUUUUACCAAAAAUAAUAUUUUAUUCUUUACUAACGGUAGAUAGACGGAAUUUUAAAUGGAUGCACAUUUCAGUGACGUUAGUGGUCUCCGAUGCCCUAUUCUUAUUUAAGUGAUAUAGCUCUCUCAAUUCUUAUAUUUAAAUGGUAUCCAAGGUAUUUUACCCGAUUGAAUAAGCCAUUUUUCUCUCGUAUUUCACUAUCCUCAAAUUUUCACCCCUCUAAAUUUUCCUUCCCCUCCACAAUUUUCUCCCCCUCUUUCGUGUAUAGAGCUUUUGAACACCAGUUAGCCAUCAUUAUGUCACUACCCUCAAAUUUUCACUUUCUCCAAAAACAUUUCUCCCUCUUUCGUGAACACAGGGUAACAGAUUGUAGUAAAAUAUGUGAUGAUCUAAACCGUACAAAAUCGCUAAUAUAUGCGGUUUGGUUUGACUUCAUUAAUAACAUUGCAGUCAAGCAUGCAAGUGCGACCCAAUUGAAAUAUGGUCGGAGCAAAUUAUAUCAAUAUGGUAUGGUACAAUCCAAAUGACAUAAAUUCUCAUCUUUAAUUUAGAAUACACUUGUAUCCAUGAAUAUGUACACUAUAUUUGGGAAGAGUGCAAAUGGAAGUGGGAAUUCACUAUUUUGGCUUACCCUCUGAAUUGGGGUGCAAGGGAAGAAAGGAAGGAAGAGGAGGGAGGAAAUUAAUGAUUUUCUUAAUUAUAUUACAAUUAUAUAAUAAUUCAUAUUAUUAACUUUUUCUUAUAGUUAUCAUUAAUGUAAACGUUGUUUGGGGAUGACCGUUUGACUUCAAUAGCAAGUUUGUCAAUGUUCGUCUAGUCAAACUGAUAUAUCUUGGUUGACUCGAAUUUGCAUUGAAAAUUAGAGAUAAGAUAAGAAGCAUUUGUGGAAAAGAUAGAGAUGACCGGUUUAGUUUACUCGGUUUACUUGAUUAAAUAGUUAAAACUUACAGAUUUGAACUUGUUUGACUAAGUUUGACCAUAUUCAAUUUGAAGGUAGGCACGAGAAUCCCCUUAAGAUGACCAGUUACGAGUUGGGUUUCGAAUUUCGAGGUCGCUUGACCAAUGAUUAUUAGUGUUGUUAUAAUUAAUUAUCAUUUGAUCA
Messenger RNA from Linum trigynum, 2548 nucleotides. Lineage: Eukaryota; Viridiplantae; Streptophyta; Magnoliopsida; Malpighiales; Linaceae. The record is from the annotation of a GenBank genome assembly.